Lycium ferocissimum is the source of this 339-nucleotide messenger RNA. Its product is annotated as protein SMALL AUXIN UP-REGULATED RNA 9-like. The record is from RefSeq and is a predicted model, not a curated record. The transcript has 2 exons. Bases 1 to 339 code for a protein of 112 amino acids. NCBI's taxonomy places the organism in Eukaryota, Viridiplantae, Streptophyta, Magnoliopsida, Solanales, Solanaceae.
AUGGCCUUCAAUAAGUUGUCACAAGCUGCAGUUCUGAAGCAAAUUCUGAAAAAGUGUUCAAGUUUGUGGAAGAAACAUGGUUACAACGAUGAAGAUCAAAGUUUUAUUCCCCUUGAUGCCCCCAAAGGACAUUUUGUAGUAUACUUUCGUGAGGUGAUGAUGUUAAGAACAACAGGAUAUGAUGAAUUUCGUGAAGAAGCCUUGGUUCAGAUCGAGGAUUUGAGGAAGGCAAAUGAAACUCUAAACUUGGAAGUGGUGGUUCUGCGCGAGGUGGAAGUGUUGAUUGUAACAUUGGCUAGUUACCGCAUGAUCUCCCUAAAACGCCACCAAGGGCCAUGA